AUGGGGAACACAAAACCCGGUAUACCCGUACCCAUUGACAUCCCUAGGUGGAACCCCUCUUUGCUCGAUUUCUUCUCCAGCAUGUCGGGUAAUGGACGGAAUGAUAAAGGCCGGAAGAACAACCCUUCUUCUGGCAGUACGGGGCGUAGGGGGAGGGCAUCCCCAAAUUCUACUGACGAGCAACGUCAUACGACGUUGCUCACACCGACCGACAUGCCUAUGAUCACUGGAGUCGCAGGCUCUAAUAGUCAAGGUGCCAUUGCUCCGCAAACCAACAUGGCUGAUCCUCUAGCAGACUUAGCUGGGGUUAUGCGCUAG
Molecule: messenger RNA, 318 nt
Organism: Lactuca virosa
Lineage: Eukaryota; Viridiplantae; Streptophyta; Magnoliopsida; Asterales; Asteraceae
Source: the annotation of a GenBank genome assembly